CAAAUACAUAGUUUAGCAAGAAUACUUUUCGUUUUAUCACUGCUAUAGAAGAAACUCGUAUAGAAAUAAAAAAAAGUCUUAAACAGUUUUCUUUCCUUUCUUCAAUUCCGGGUUCAAAUAUUAAAACCAAAAAAGAUUUAUUAAAAUUUCGUGAACGUAUGGAUUGUAUUUCAACAAAAGGAAAAUGGGUUUAUGAUGAUACGCCAAGAGCCAUUCUUAAACAUAAACAAGAACCUCUUUAUGGAAAAUGCGAUAAAAAUUCUAAAUCUUUAAAUAAAAAUGCUUCAAUUGAAGAGAUAUGGGAUAAUUCGAGAAAUUCAGUAAAAUAUAAAUGGGAAACUCCUCAUAAAUGUCCUCUACCAAAUUUUACUCGGGAAGAUUUUUGUUCAUUGAUAACUGGCCUAAAAUUUUUGUUAGUAGGUGAUGUAUCAUCUUAUCAACUUCAUGAAUUAAUGUUAAAUUAUUUUCAUGAUGGACCUGUUCAAUGUUAUGGUGAAAUAGCAUGUAAAGAUCAUAUUUUGUGUAGACCUCCUUCUCCUUUCGAAGAUGAUGAUAAAUUAUUUUCAGUAAUGAGAUAUGCUCGUAAUGAUAUAUUAUCCACUAGAAAAACUUUAGUUCUCCCAGAAGACAAUGGUCAUAUUCAAAUAAACAAUUUAGAACUACCUUGGACUUCUUACGUUUAUCAUUUUAGUGUAAUUAUACUUAACAAGGGUCAUCAUUACCAAGAUGAUACGACUUUUCGUUCCUCGUUAAUACGAUUAGUUUCAUAUCUUCGUACAAAAAAUCCAAAUACUCUUUUAAUAUUUAGGUCAACUACAGUAGGCCAUUUAAAUUGUAAUAAUCCAAAUCUUAAACCUUUAUCUAAUCCUUACAAUGCUUUUGAAUUACCUUAUCAUUGGGGUGAAAUACAUAAACAAAAUAUGAUUGCUAAAGAAAUUAUUGAAGCUGUUGGCGGGGUUUAUUGGAAUUUAGAAAAUGUUAUGGAAACUAGAAUUGACGACCAUAUUGGUGGUCAAGAUUGUAUAAGAUGGUGUAUACCUGGUCCCUCCGAUAUUUGGUUAAAUUUAUUAUUUGUCUUAUUGAAAGAGUUGAAAAUAAAUCAAUGAUUAUCAUAAUUUAAUUACAUAUAGAAAAUUAUAAUGUAUAUGUGGAUUAUUUCUUAAUUCAAAUAAUAAUAAAUCAUCUACC
This is a messenger RNA of Rhizophagus irregularis DAOM 181602=DAOM 197198, 1188 nucleotides long. NCBI's taxonomy places the organism in Eukaryota, Fungi, Glomeromycota, Glomeromycetes, Glomerales, Glomeraceae. The record is from RefSeq and is a predicted model, not a curated record.